Gadus morhua (Atlantic cod) is the source of this 1124-nucleotide messenger RNA. It is a transcript of the gene ankrd2, whose product is annotated as ankyrin repeat domain 2 (stretch responsive muscle). NCBI's taxonomy places the organism in Eukaryota, Metazoa, Chordata, Actinopteri, Gadiformes, Gadidae. The coding region runs from base 124 to 1005 and encodes 293 amino acids. The transcript has 7 exons. Gene Ontology annotation, cellular component: BRCA1-A complex; BRCA1-BARD1 complex. Gene Ontology annotation, molecular function: protein binding; ubiquitin-protein transferase activity. The record is from RefSeq and is a predicted model, not a curated record. Gene Ontology annotation, biological process: protein K6-linked ubiquitination.
GGAGGGAAGGUCAAUGCAGAAUCAGUCUACAGAACAUCAAUACUACAUUUUAACAAUGUUUAACCAACUUGCAUCAAUCUGUGAGUUACGGAGAAUGCACAGUAUUAAUAUGUAGCCCGUGGGAUGAUGGGAGGGGUUCUGAUGAGCUCCCGGGGGACCCCCUGCAUGGCUGGUCAUACGUCACGUCACGCCCUCAGCAGGUCUCUGAUGGAGGCGUCAUUUGUACUUUUCACCCAGGCCGAGGCGAGGAGGAUCCCCGCCGACCUUCUCCAGGAGAUGAUGAACCUGGGCUCAGAGACCCCAGCGGGACGUUCCAGAAGGAGGUGGUCCGUGAAGAGGACCUCCCCAUGGGCGUCCAUGCCGAUGCCUGUGUUUGGACCAGUGGACACGGAGGACUUCCUGAGUGCAGCCAUUCAGGGCAGACAGCCGGUGGUGGAGAAGUACCUGAGCGACGACGGGAACCCCAACGCAUGCGACAGGCUGGGGAGGACCGCCCUGCAUCGAGCCUCCAUGGGGGGGCACCUCGCGGUGGUCUGCAGUCUCCUGGACCGAGGGGCGGACGUCCAGAGCACGGACCGGCUGGGUUCGCGGCCCGUCCACUGGGCCUGCCGCGGGGGCCGGGUGGAGGUCAUCAGGGCUCUGACGGAGCGCGGGGGAGACCUGGACGCCCGGGACAAGUUGCACAGCACUCCUCUGCACGUGGCCACCAGGACGGGCCAUGGCGACAUCGUGGAGUACCUGCUCUCCUGCGGUGUCAGAGUCAACUGCAGGGACCGGGAGGGGGACACUGCCCUGCAUGACGCAGUGCGUCUUCAUAGAGGCGCCAUCGUGAAGCUGCUCAUCGCUGCUGGGGCUGACACCCAGAUCAGGAACCAUGAGGGCCUGACAGCGUUGGAGCAGGUGAAGCAGUGGCACUCGGACACCAUGGAGAUCCGGCAGAGAGUGGAGCAGCUGAGAGAGGCGGGCCAACAGGCUUCUGACGGCAGGGAGGCAGGAGAGCACUGAGCAGCGCUGUGUGGACGUACUCCCUGGAGGAGCUCCAUGCUACAGAUCAGCCCCCUACAACGUCAAACACCAGGGAGACCUUUUGCAACGCUUUUUCAGGGUGUGGGUGGUCCUUUAGG